Molecule: messenger RNA, 1470 nt
Organism: Ailuropoda melanoleuca (giant panda)
Lineage: Eukaryota; Metazoa; Chordata; Mammalia; Carnivora; Ursidae
Gene: PNMT
Product: phenylethanolamine N-methyltransferase
Exons: 3
Coding region: 383-1375 (330 amino acids)
Cellular component (GO): cytosol
Molecular function (GO): phenylethanolamine N-methyltransferase activity
Source: RefSeq, a predicted model, not a curated record
CAAGGAAAGGGGUGGAUGUCGGACGGGGUGCCUCUGAGAAAGGAGAGCCCGGCGGGGGCUGGGCCCGGAGUCGGGGACGAGGGCUCUGGGCGGUGGGCACUGGGAGAUGGAGGGCUGAUUCGAACCCUGGCCACAUAGAAGGGAUGGGGUGCCGGGCGACGCGGGUGAAUGGCUGGGGAGUCCGAGGAGAGCGACGGGAGGAGCUGGGGACCGGCAGGGCAGGGAUCUGAGGGUCAUGGGGGCACGGAGCUGGCUUGGCCCAGGCCGGGUGAGACAAAGGCUGGAGGGCUGCAGGAGCCGCCGCGGAGCGGGGGGUGCACACGUGCCGGGGCCGCCCCACAGGCGCCCCGCGUGUCUGCUGCUCCGACACUAAGGGAGAUGGAUGGGGUGGGGGAGAUGCGGCGCGGAGCCCCGGGCAGCUCCCGGCGCAGCCACCGCCCCCGCAGCGGAGGGUCGGGCGGGGAGUCCGGCGGCAGAUAAAGGGGCCGCGAGGCGAGAUGACAGCGCAAGCGAAGGCGGCGGCAUGAGCGCGGCAGACCCGAGUCCCGCUGCGGGCGCGGCCCCCAACUCGGACCAGGGCCGGGCGGCGGUCGCCUCCGCCUACCAGCGCUUCGAGCCCCGCGCCUACCUCCGCAACAACUACGCGCCCCCUCGGGGGGACCUGAGCAGCCCAGACGGCGUCGGGCCUUGGAAGCUGCGCUGCUUGGCGCAGACCUUCGCCACCGGGGAGGUGUCAGGACACAGCCUCAUCGACAUCGGCUCAGGCCCCACCAUAUACCAGCUGCUCAGCGCCUGCUCCCACUUUGAGGACAUCACCAUGACGGAUUUUCUGGAGGUGAACCGUCAGGAGCUGGGGCUCUGGCUGCGGGAGGAGCCCGGGGCCUUCGACUGGAGCGGGUACAGUCAGCACGUCUGCCUCAUCGAGGGCAAGGGUGAGUCCUGGCGGGAGAAGGAGCGCCAGCUGCGAGCCCGGGUGAAGCGGGUCUUGCACGUCGAUGUGCACCAGCCCCAGCCCCUGGGUGCUGGGAGCCUGGCACCCCUGCCUGCCGACGCCCUGGUCUCUGCCUUCUGCCUGGAGGCUGUGAGCCCGGACCUUCCCAGCUUCCAGAGGGCCCUGGACCAUAUCACCACCCUGCUGAGGCCUGGGGGGCACCUGCUCCUCAUCGGGGCCCUGGAGGAGUCAUGGUACCUGGCUGGGGAGGCCAGGCUGGUGGUGGUGCCCGUGUGUAAGGAGGAGGUGAUGGAGGCCUUGGUUCGCAGCGGCUAUGAGGUGCGGGAUCUGCGCACCUACGUCAUGCCUGCCUGCCUUCAGACAGGCGUAGACGAUGUCAAGGGCGUCUUCUUCGCCUGGGCCCAGAAGAAGGUGGGGAUGUGACGGCCCAGUGCACCCAGUGCUGGUGGCUCCCAUACACCCAGAUUCCCGGUUAUGUGAGGAGGCACCUAAUAAAGAAAUAAGUCCCUCCUGCUGAG